AUGCAGCAAUUAAUUUUUUUUGUGGCCGUCGCUAUAUCCACCAUAAACUUCGCUUCGGCUCUUUCCGAAGCACGGAACAGCGACACCGAUCAACCACGCGUCUUCCGGCGAGUUUGGUGGAAGACAAAAUCGUCACAGACUGCCCCCAACCCUUUCGCCCUCAACAAACCUGCGCUAACCUGCCCGACCUGGCAGUGGAGCGCGCCCCCAAUCAGCCCGCAGGCGACGGCCGACGGGCACUGCUGCUUCCCGGGGCGAGACCGGGACUCGCUCAACUGCUGCCGUCUCGGCAGCACGCCGCCGCUGCACGGUUGGGACGAGUACAGCUGCUCAUUCAUACACUGGGAGACGGCCGAGAAUUACAAAAAAUUUUACCGCUGCAACACCGGGAUAACGACCUUCUCAGAUUGCCGGGACAAACUUCGCAUUUUCGCACAGAUGAAGCUUUUGCACAAGUACAUGCCCAAACGGCCGGUAAAUGUCAAACCGUUGUCCCUUAAACUUAACACAAAUAAGCAAGCUUCCGGCGUUGAGGUAGAUGCAAAUGAGCCCGGAUCAGGUCAUUACGAAUCUGCCCUACAAGCCCUGAGGGGCCCUUUACAAAAUUCAAGACGCAAGCCCAAUCUUGGAUACAAACCUCCUCCACAUUCUCGUCUCAGCCAGUCCCCCAACAUCAAUCCCCAAGCGAGGCCGAUCGUUUAG
This is a messenger RNA of Pyricularia pennisetigena, 702 nucleotides long. RefSeq lists its product as uncharacterized. The coding region runs from base 1 to 702 and encodes 233 amino acids. The transcript has a single exon. NCBI's taxonomy places the organism in Eukaryota, Fungi, Ascomycota, Sordariomycetes, Magnaporthales, Pyriculariaceae. The record is from RefSeq and is a predicted model, not a curated record.